Messenger RNA from Necator americanus (New World hookworm), 2736 nucleotides. RefSeq lists its product as uncharacterized. The transcript is spliced from 25 exons. Gene Ontology annotation, cellular component: plasma membrane; adherens junction. Lineage: Eukaryota; Metazoa; Nematoda; Chromadorea; Rhabditida; Ancylostomatidae. The record is from RefSeq and is a predicted model, not a curated record. Gene Ontology annotation, biological process: morphogenesis of an epithelial sheet; establishment or maintenance of epithelial cell apical/basal polarity; establishment or maintenance of polarity of embryonic epithelium. Gene Ontology annotation, molecular function: protein binding. The coding region runs from base 1 to 2736 and encodes 911 amino acids.
AUGAAAGUGAACACUAACGUUUGGUAUGAGAAGAGUUCAAGUGGUUGGAAGUCCAGCCCAACCAAAGAAGGUCAGACUCUCCGUUCUUUAAUGGCAUAUGUUUCUUUAAGUCAUUUCUUGCCGAAUGAUUGUCAGAAGAAACGCAAGAAACUGCAUCACCUCGGUCAUGCACCCUCACGCACUUCUGUUCCAUGUAUGAGUACAUUUCGGAAGGAGCCACUGCGUAGCUUGGGAUGGAUUCUUAAGGGCACUAAAGAGAAUUUAAGUGAAGACUGCGAGGAACACCGUGAUCAAGUGCAGCAACGGAGCGCGAAAGCUGUUCACGAAGGAGACAAAAACGAAUUGUUGGCCUCGAAUCUACGCAACUACGAGAAUACCUUUAGCCUACCGCGAUUUUUUGAGCCGGAAAAUUUCAAGGAUGCACCUAUAGCGGUAUGUUACACCUACUCCGAUGUGGAUGUGCUACUGAAACUGACAGAGAAGGACUGUAAAGUUGGCUUCUCAGUCGUAACAACAUCAGAAGGAUGCGAAGUGAACCAUAUCACUUUAGGCACAGCAGCCGAGCGAGCCGGUCUUACCGUAGGCGAUGAAAUACUUGCAGUGAACGACGUUGAGAUUGAGGGGAAAUCUCAUGAGGAGGUCGUCAAAUACAUACAAGAGUGUAUUCGGUCAAAAAGAAUUCAAUUGAAAGUUCGUCGGAAAUCUAUCGAUAAGACCCAACAGUCAACGUCGACUGAACCGAAAGUGAUUGAAGCGUAUCUCGUAUCGGUGAACAAGGAUCGAACCAAGGAGGUCACGAAGAGACUGAAAAAGAAAAAUCCUCUCGUAAAAACAUUCGACAUGGAAUCGAUCGCAUCAGAACCGGCUGCUUCAUGUCAGGCUCCAUCCACAGCAUCUCAACUUCAACUUCAUCAGACUGCUAAUGACCGGUUAAAAUUGUAUGAGUUGGACGUGAAGGCACGUUUGUCACAAAAAGCACAACGUGAAAAGGAGAACGAUUUUCUAAGAUCCUCCUUGAGACAAUCGAAAAAACUACAAGCAUUAGCGGCUUCAAAAGACAAACCGGUCUGCAUCGACAUGCCUGAUUUGAAUCCAACCGGCGGGAAAACUCUUAAUGGAUACGAGAAUCAGUGUUAUGAUCAGGCUGAUAUCACUGUGAAUGGAAAAAUAGAAAGCAAUAAUAAUCAGGCUAUGCCUUUGAAACAAGUUAUUGUGUCUGUGGAUCGAAUAACGGAUCAUUUAUCAAAAGUGGAGGGACGUGAAGAGGAUUCGAAGAUUUUACACGAAUAUUUCCAUUCGGAACCCGUUCAGACAGCGAUAGAAGCGAUCGCUGUUCAUCGGAGGAGGGACGAGGAAAUUAUAGAGGAUGAGUCGUCUUUUAUUAUAAACGGGAUUGCCGCCGAAUCUCCCACCAAGCCGCUUGAACCAAACGUACACGUGGUGUCGCUGUACAAAAAAGAAGACAGUUACUUGGGUGCGACAGUACGAAAUGAAGAGGACCGAAUAGUUGUCGGGCGAGUGGUUAAAGGAGGGAUUGUAGAGAAGACGGGACUGCUCAAAGAAGGUGAUGAAUUACUAGAAAUGAAUGGUAUUGAUCUACGCGGAAAGAACGUCACUGAAGUGUGCGAGUUAUUGCGUUCAAUUUCCGGCGAGGUUCGAUUUGUGGUCUCAUCACCUGCUGUGAGUGAAAAGAAGACUGCGCCACCCUCUACGGGAGUGAAAUACAUGAGAGCAUUAUUCGACUAUGACCCAGAGGAUGACAUCUACGUUCCAUGCAAAGAACUGGCGUUAAAAUUCCAACGAGGCGAUAUUUUACACGUGAUGAGCACAGAAGACGAAAAUUGGUGGCAAGCAUAUAGAGAAGGAGACGACACAUCGCAAUCGCUGGCAGGACUCAUACCAAGUUCCAGUUUCCAUCAACAAGUUGUACUAUACAUGGACGAAAUGGACCGUGACACUAAGCCGAAAUGUAGAACAGAUUCGAAAAAACGACUACAAGAGGUGAUCCGUACCUUAGGCAGAAAAACUUCUAAGGAAGUCCAGCGAAGUGCCGAUGAACCGGCUAACAAUAGUUUUGGCUAUCAUUCAGACCUCCUCACCUACGAAGAAGUGGUUUUUCAUCUCGCUCGAACCGAACGUAAACGCACUUUGGUCCUCUGUGGGCCGGAAGGUGUUGGCUGCUUGGAGCUGCGACAACGGCUGCUGGAAUCGGACCGGGAUCGCCUUGCCGGACCCAUACCCUAUACCACUCGACCGCCAAGAGAUGGAGAGGUGGAUGGAGUGCAUUACCAUUUCAUUUCGAGGCAACGAUUCCUCGAUGACGCAAAGGCGUCUAAAUUUGUUGAAUACGGAGAAUUCGAGAAACACAUGUAUGGGACCGCAGCCGCCGAUAUCGUCAACGUUAUCCGGAGAUCAAAAACUUGUGUGCUUACACUGAAGGCUGAGUCACUGAUUGCUGUUCGAACGGCCGAAAUCAUGCCGUUCAUACUGUUUGUCGCUCCUCCCUCACUUCAAACGUUACGCAGGCAAAAAGAAUGUAGUGGCCAGUUCCACGUGAAAGAUGACGAGUUGAAAGGGAUUCUAACACAAGGAAAGAAUAUAGAACAGAAAUUCGGACACCUUUUCGAUUCGAUCAUUGUGAACACGGACUUUGACAAAUCCUUAGCCGAGAUCAAAUCGAUUCUAAGGCGACUCGAAAUCGAACCGCAAUGGGUGCCUGCGGAGUGGGUGCAAUGA